Saccostrea cuccullata (small rock oyster) is the source of this 1799-nucleotide messenger RNA. Its product is annotated as monocarboxylate transporter 12-like. Gene Ontology annotation, biological process: transmembrane transport. NCBI's taxonomy places the organism in Eukaryota, Metazoa, Mollusca, Bivalvia, Ostreida, Ostreidae. Gene Ontology annotation, cellular component: membrane. Bases 147 to 1742 code for a protein of 531 amino acids. Gene Ontology annotation, molecular function: monocarboxylic acid transmembrane transporter activity. The record is from RefSeq and is a predicted model, not a curated record. The transcript has 7 exons.
UGGCGGAAAUAUAACAUGUAUAAAACAUGUAAGAGGCAAUAUUUAUGCUAAACAGUGCUCAGAAAAACGAUUGUGUGUGUAACACGUUCACAAGUGGAAGACUUUAUGAUCAGGCGUUGGUAUUAUUAACAGCUUAAAAGUUAAAAAUGCGGGAUGUCGAUAACGGAUGGGCCUGGGUGAUCAUGAUGGCGGCAUUCGGCACUCAGUUUGUAACCGGGGUGUUGGGUUACGGGGUUGGAGUGUUUCACAACGCAUUCCUAAAUGAAUUUCAAGGGGAUUUAACAUUGACAUCACUGGUGGGAUCUGUGUUUGGUAGUCUGCUUAGUCUUCUAGGACCUUUAGUGAGCUUUGUCAUCAAUAAAUGGAGCUGUAGAGUAGCAGACAUUAUAUCGGGAGUUUGUAUAUUUACCGGGCUCUGUUCAAGCUACUUUGCUCCAAAUCUAAUUACUUUAAUAUUCACAUUUGGAGUUAUUGCAGGAACUGGCCUUGGUUUUAGCGGAAUAACAGCUGUUAUUGUUGUGGGAUAUUCCUUCAAGAAAUAUCGUGGAAUCGCUGUUGGUUUGAAUGUAGCAGGUGCAGGACUAGGGAUGUUUGCAUCAGGUCCUUUCAUCCAAUAUCUGAUUGAUCAGUAUGGACUCCGAGGAGCUUUGCUCAUCUUAGGUGCCUUUGGAGGUCAAAAUAUUGUAUUUGGCGCUUUGAUGAGGCCAACAAAAAUAGAAAUGUCGUACAAGCAUUCUAGUAAAACCACCUCAGAAAAUAGAAAAAUGUGCGACUCUCGCUGUGAUAUUCUUAAAAAUAAGCCAUUUCUUUGUAUUUUGACCUGCUCAUUUUUAUGGAAUGUCCCCUUUGCCAUUUUGUUCAUUCAUCUACCGCGGUUUUCAGUUGUCUAUGGUGCCACAGAUAUGCAAGCAGCCUCAUUGAUCACAAUGAUUGGGGUAGGGAGUACUCUUAACAGAUUUCUAGCAGGGAUGGUGUUAGGUCCAGGUGGAAUAGACCCUUUGCUUCUCAACUUUGGAUUUCUUGGAAUUUUUGGUCUGACGACAGCUACAUUUCCACUUUAUUGUACGGAUUAUAUUGGUCAAAACAUAUACUCUCUUAUAACAGGAAUUUACAGUGGGGGCCUUACUGUAUUAAUUAAUCCUCUGUGUAUAGAAAUAGUGGGUAUAUCUCAACUCUCAACAGCUGUAGGACUAUAUUUUACUUGGGCGGGGAUUGCGUGGAUAUUAGGAGGACCAUUUGCAGGAUUUUUAAUUGAUAACAAUGUUUCAUAUCAGGUGCUGUUUUUCAUAUCAGGGUCAAUAUGUAUUCUAGGUGCAUUUGUAAGUCUCUGUGCAUCUCUAUGGCACAAGGCUACAGACAACGUUGAAAAGACCGCUUCCUUUGUGGACUUUAAGGAAAGCCGUUUUCUUUCCGGAUCAGCAUACUUUUCAGGUUCCUUCACCGUUAUUAUUGACAACGGAAACACGACACAACUGCAUCAAGGAUCUCAAGAAUUUGGCAACAAAAACGUUCUUAGUAAAACUAGUGUUGAAAGUCUAUUUAUGGACAAAUAUACAUUGAAUGAUGAUGUAUCCCCUAAAACAAUUGAAGUUUCAUCUGAACUUGAACUCGAAAAUUUCACACCCAUAUCCAGAAAGAAACUGCUUACACGUUUCGAUCAAAACAUGGAUCAUUUAAACGAAUUUACACCUUUACAGAUUCAGGAAAUCAGAGUUGUUCCAUUGAGUGAUACUGACAGUUGACAAUUUUAAAAAGUCCCAGUGAAGUAUAUUAAAUUGAUUUUUCAAUUUUUAUUUACC